UCGUCUAACCUAGUUGCCCCCCUUCUCCAAAGCCGGCGGCGCUUCCUCGUCUCUACCAGAGAGAGAGAGCCCCCCUUCUCCAAAGCCGGCGGCGCUUCCUCGUCUCUACCAGAGAGGGAGAGAGAGAGAGAGAGAGGCGUGGGAGGAAGAGGGAUUGGAAGAGGAGCACGAGGAGGAUAUGGAAGCGUCGGAGGAGGAAGGGGAGGAUGUGGUGGUGGGGCAGAUGCCAACGUUCAUGGUCCCAAAGCACAUCAAUAAGCGCGCCCUGAAGAACAAGGCCCUCUCCGUCUCCCUCGACAAGAAAGCCCUCAAGGAUUUCGUGACUGGGUUUCACAAGAGAAAGAAGAAGAGGAGAAAGGAGGCGCAGAGGAUUACGCAGGAGAAGGACAGACGGAAGCGAAUCGAGGCACGCAAGAAGAGAAAGCAAGAGAAAGAGAUUGCUCUAUACGGUAAAGUCGUGUCAUCAGAAAAUGCGGAUGGUGAAGACGGUGAUGGUGAUGGGAUGGAUGCAGCUGCGCCUGAAAUCAAGACAUAUGAAGAUGGCGGGACUAGAAUAACAGUAGUCACCAGUGAAAUUACUCAUGGAGAGGAGGAUGACCAGAAAUCCGUGUCAAGGAGCUAUGCUAAGGAGACUUGCGGUGUGGUUAGUGCCAAGAAGCAGCCCAGUUUAGGCGUGAAGAAGAAGCCGCCACCAAAGAGGCAAUUCAGCAAAAGCAAGAAGACUAAGAAGGUUGACACGAGUAGACGGAAGAACAAAGGAAAGCAUUGACGUUGCCUAUGGCUGUGGAGGGACGGGCCUGAGUUGCAUUUAUUUUACUAGCAUGCCCGUGCGUUGCAAUGGGAGAGAAAAAGAAAUACAUGCUAGCCGUUGCAACGGGAGAGAAAAAGAAAUACACGCUAGCCAAAUAAGUAUGACUCAAUAAUCUGACAUAUGAGUGUCCUCUAUUUUAACACAGUGACUCGCCAUGUUAUCAACAUGUUUUAUAAUUUGCGAACAAUUUUGUAAAAUAACUAAUAUUUUUUGAAA
Molecule: messenger RNA, 1027 nt
Organism: Triticum aestivum (bread wheat)
Lineage: Eukaryota; Viridiplantae; Streptophyta; Magnoliopsida; Poales; Poaceae
Product: ribosomal RNA-processing protein 17
Exons: 4
Coding region: 179-769 (196 amino acids)
Cellular component (GO): nucleolus
Molecular function (GO): rRNA binding
Source: RefSeq, a predicted model, not a curated record